CCCGUGAGCUGGGUUUUUUGGCUUAAGUGAAAGGAGCAGGGAGAAGGAAAGCACCAUCUGCUGCUUUGAAUUAAUAGAUAACGGAGAAGCAGGAAGGAAGACUGCGCGACAGAGUAAACGCAUUAGAUGUUGAUGCACUCAGUUCUUAGGGUGUCUUUGAUCUUGGGGUCCCCAAUCCUCCCAGAUCUUCCAGCGAGCCAUAAUGGAGGAAGGGCUCAGCAACCAGAAACCCUUCUGUUUCUACGGUAGGCUCACCUCAGCAUAAAGUAUUACCAGUUCUUGGAAUUGAAGAAUGCAGAGUAACCAGGGGCGGGGGGUUCUACUUAAAUAGUUGAGCUGCAUGGUCGACACACCAAUCCGCUCAGAAUUGGAUUCACUUGUAUUUUAAUGAGGGUGGGCGUAAAUUGCUGGCAUCAGAGUUUACACAGGUGGAACAAAUGGGCUGCGCAGCCCCACUGCCCCCGUGCCCCAAGUGUGAAGAAAGCUGGGGAUAGGAAAUAGCCUCCUUUCACGUGUAAGAUCUUGCCGACUUCCUCUUAGUGAGACCUCUGAAUUGAGUCUCCAACAGCCUACUCUUCGCUGACAAAAAGUCAUCACUCGUUUGUCUAUUUCCUCCUCCCGCAAGAACUUUUUGUCCGCGGGAGGGGGAGAGAGGUCGAAGCCAGGAGAGCUGGGCAUCAAGGAGGAAAUUAUCCACAAAGGGGUGGGAGUGAGGAGAGCGGGAAAGCAUUAGGGUCAGUACGGAAGCUCUGAGACUUCGGGGCAUGCUCUGCGCUCUCCCCGCUCCAGCCCUCUGCAGCCACGUUUUACGCCGCGGACAGGGGAGAGUUAAGCCAAUAAACACGUAAGCGCCGCUCCCUCCCCAAUCGGCAAGAUGCCUCUUCGGCUCUAGGCUGCACCGACAGCUUGCAACACUCGGCAUCUUUUCUGGAGGCGCCUCCUUCAGCGGCUGCAGAUGGCAUCCGGCUGCGGGCUCGGGGCUCGCAACUGACUCUCCCCCUUGCCCACCUCGGGUCCACGGACGCAACCCGCCCUUCCCCUCCUCCCCUCGUGCUUCUGAGUCUGAGCCCAGCUCUCGAACGCCGGGCGGAGGAAGCAGUCGCGGCGGCCGAGGCUGAGCAGCAGCGCGCUCGCUCCCUGAUUUGGGGAGAAGCGGCCAUCCGGGAGAGCCGACCCCCAGCUGCCUCCAGCGCCCCCCACCUUUUGCACCCCAAGCCAGGGGCUCCAGGGACACCCCCUCCCCAGGCGCCACCAUGCUGGACCCUUCAUCCAGCGAAGAGGAAUCGGAUGAGAUCUUGGAGGAGGAGAGCGGCAAGGAUGUGCUCGGCUCGGCCGCGUCCGGCGCGCGCCUGUCUCCCAGCCGCACCAGCGAAGGCUCGGGCGGCGGCGCCGGGCUGGGGGGCGGCGGCGGUGCCGGCGCCGGGGCCGGGGUUGGCGCCGGCGGCGGCGGGGGCAGCGGCGCGAGCAGCGGCGGCGGGGCCGGGGGGCUGCAGCCCAGCAGCCGCGCCGGUGGCGGCCGGCCCUCCAGCCCCAGCCCGUCGGUCGUGAGCGAGAAGGAGAAGGAGGAGUUGGAACGGCUGCAGAAGGAGGAGGAGGAGAGGAAGAAGAGGCUGCAGCUCUAUGUGUUCGUGAUGCGCUGCAUCGCCUACCCCUUCAACGCCAAGCAGCCCACCGACAUGGCUCGCCGGCAGCAGAAGAUCAGCAAACAGCAGCUGCAGACAGUCAAGGACCGGUUUCAGGCUUUUCUCAAUGGGGAAACCCAAAUCGUGGCUGACGAAGCCUUUAUGAAUGCUGUCCAGAGUUACUACGAGGUGUUCCUGAAGAGCGACCGCGUGGCCCGCAUGGUGCAGAGUGGAGGCUGCUCCGCCAACGACUCGCGGGAGGUCUUCAAGAAGCACAUCGAGAAGAGGGUGCGCAGCCUGCCCGAGAUCGACGGCCUCAGCAAGGAGACCGUGCUGAGCUCCUGGAUGGCCAAGUUUGAUGCCAUUUACCGCGGGGAGGAGGACCCCAGGAAGCAGCAGGCCCGGAUGACGGCCAGCGCAGCUUCCGAGCUCAUUCUGAGCAAAGAGCAACUCUACGAGAUGUUCCAGAACAUUCUUGGGAUCAAGAAGUUCGAACAUCAGCUCCUGUACAAUGCCUGUCAGCUGGACAAUCCAGAUGAGCAAGCAGCCCAGAUCAGACGAGAGCUGGAUGGACGUCUCCAAAUGGCAGACCAAAUAGCCAGGGAACGCAAAUUUCCCAAGUUUGUAUCCAAAGAAAUGGAAAACAUGUACAUUGAAGAGCUGAAGUCAUCCGUCAACCUGCUCAUGGCUAAUUUGGAGAGCAUGCCAGUUUCCAAAGGCGGCGAGUUCAAGCUUCAGAAACUCAAACGCAGCCACAACGCUUCCAUCAUCGACAUGGGUGAGGAGAGUGAGAACCAGCUCUCCAAGUCAGACGUCGUGUUAUCUUUCUCCCUGGAGGUGGUGAUCAUGGAAGUCCAAGGCCUCAAAUCCUUAGCUCCAAAUCGCAUUGUAUAUUGCACGAUGGAGGUGGAAGGAGGAGAGAAACUACAGACUGACCAGGCCGAGGCUUCAAAACCAACCUGGGGCACCCAGGGUGACUUCUCUACGACCCACGCACUGCCCGCUGUGAAGGUGAAGCUGUUCACAGAGAGCACAGGAGUCCUGGCCUUGGAGGACAAGGAGCUGGGACGGGUUAUUCUCCAUCCCACCCCCAACAGCCCCAAACAGUCAGAGUGGCACAAAAUGACAGUCUCCAAAAACUGCCCCGAUCAAGACCUCAAAAUCAAACUUGCUGUCCGAAUGGAUAAGCCUCAAAACAUGAAGCAUUCUGGGUAUUUAUGGGCCAUCGGUAAGAAUGUCUGGAAGAGAUGGAAGAAAAGAUUUUUUGUCUUAGUGCAGGUGAGUCAGUACACGUUUGCCAUGUGCAGUUACCGGGAGAAAAAAGCGGAGCCUCAGGAACUUCUCCAACUGGAUGGCUACACUGUGGAUUACACGGACCCCCAGCCAGGUUUGGAGGGUGGCCGAGCCUUCUUCAAUGCAGUCAAAGAAGGAGACACCGUGAUAUUUGCAAGUGAUGAUGAGCAAGAUCGCAUUCUCUGGGUCCAAGCCAUGUACCGGGCUACCGGGCAGUCACACAAGCCUGUGCCCCCAACCCAAGUCCAGAAACUCAACGCCAAGGGAGGGAACGUGCCUCAGCUGGACGCCCCCAUCUCCCAAUUUUACGCAGAUAGAGCUCAAAAACAUGGCAUGGAUGAAUUUAUCUCUUCCAACCCCUGUAACUUUGACCACGCUUCCCUCUUUGAGAUGGUGCAACGUCUUACUUUGGAUCACAGACUUAAUGAUUCCUAUUCUUGCCUGGGCUGGUUCAGUCCUGGCCAGGUGUUUGUACUAGACGAGUAUUGCGCCCGCAAUGGAGUCCGAGGGUGUCACCGACAUCUCUGUUACCUCAGAGAUCUGCUUGAACGGGCAGAAAAUGGCGCCAUGAUUGACCCCACCCUCCUUCACUAUAGCUUUGCGUUCUGUGCAUCCCACGUCCACGGGAACAGUCAACAAAUGCAUGCGUACCUUAGUGGGCUGACACCAAAUACAGACCCUGAAGGGAGCAAAACUCCCUCCCCAUCUGAACCAGAGGCUAAAAAAGAUACCAAAAAGGAAUCCAAAAAAAGAAAAAAUCCCAAAACCCAGGCAAAUCCAGAGCCCAAAAGGCCUGAUGGAAUUGGAACUGUGACUGUUGAAGAAAAGGAACGUUUUGAAGAAAUCAAAGAGAGACUCCGAGUUCUGUUGGAAAAUCAGAUUACACAUUUUAGGUAUUGCUUUCCAUUUGGUCGACCUGAAGGUGCUUUGAAAGCUACCCUCUCACUCUUGGAAAGGGUCUUGAUGAAAGAUAUUGUUACCCCAGUACCACAAGAGGAGGUGAAAACAGUCAUCCGCAAAUGUCUAGAGCAGGCUGCUUUAGUCAACUAUUCUCGGCUGUCAGAGUAUGCCAAAAUCGAAGGGAAAAAGAGAGAAAUGUAUGAGCAUCCUGUCUUCUGCUUGGCCUCCCAAGUGAUGGAUUUAACCAUUCAAAAUGUAGGCCGGUUAAUCACUCCUGCCAAAAAGCUGGAAGACACAAUACGUCUUGCUGAACUAGUCAUUGAAGUUCUUCAGCAAAACGAGGAACACCAUGCAGAGGGGAAAGAGCCACAUGUUGAUAAAGGAGAAGCCUUUGCGUGGUGGUCAGACUUGAUGGUGGAACACGCCGAGACGUUCCUGUCACUCUUUGCAGUGGACAUGGAUGCAGCGCUAGAGGUGCAGCCCCCAGACACGUGGGACAGUUUUCCACUGUUUCAGCUGCUGAAUGAUUUUCUCCGGACCGAUUAUAAUUUGUGCAAUGGAAAAUUUCACAAACACCUGCAAGACCUGUUUGCCCCACUUGUGGUUAGAUAUGUGGAUUUGAUGGAGUCCUCAAUUGCACAAUCCAUUCACAGGGGCUUUGAGCGGGAGUCAUGGGAACCAGUCAAGAGUUUAACCAGUAAUCUACCCAAUGUGAACCUACCCAAUGUGAACCUUCCCAAAGUACCAAAUCUACCAGUUAACAUCCCUCUAGGCAUCCCACAAAUGCCUACUUUUUCGGCACCGUCAUGGAUGGCUGCUAUAUAUGAUGCUGAUAACGGAUCAGGCACUUCAGAAGAUCUGUUCUGGAAACUUGAUGCCCUUCAGACCUUCAUUCGGGACUUGCACUGGCCUGAAGAAGAGUUUGGAAAGCACCUGGAACAACGGCUAAAGCUGAUGGCAAGUGACAUGAUUGAAUCUUGUGUCAAAAGAACCAGGAUUGCAUUUGAAGUUAAGCUGCAAAAAACCAGUCGAUCAACAGAUUUUCGAGUCCCACAGUCAAUAUGCACCAUGUUUAAUGUUAUGGUUGAUGCCAAAGCUCAAUCAACAAAACUUUGCAGCAUGGAAAUGGGCCAAGAGUUUGCUAAAGAGUGGCAUCAAUACCAUUCAAAAAUAGAUGAACUAAUUGAAGAAACUGUUAAAGAAAUGAUAACACUCUUGGUUGCAAAGUUUGUUACAAUCCUGGAAGGAGUGCUGGCAAAAUUAUCCAGAUAUGACGAGGGGACUUUGUUUUCUUCUUUUUUGUCAUUUACCGUGAAGGCAGCUUCCAAAUAUGUGGAUGUACCUAAACCCGGGAUGGACGUGGCCGAUGCCUACGUGACUUUCGUCCGUCACUCUCAGGAUGUCCUUCGUGAUAAGGUCAAUGAGGAGAUGUAUAUAGAAAGGUUAUUUGAUCAAUGGUACAGCAGCUCCAUGAACGUGAUCUGUACCUGGCUGACGGACCGGAUGGACUUACAGCUUCACAUUUAUCAGUUGAAAACACUAAUUAGGAUGGUAAAGAAAACCUAUAGAGACUUCCGACUGCAAGGAGUCCUGGACUCAACCUUAAACAGCAAGACCUACGAAACCAUCCGGAACCGUCUCACUGUGGAGGAGGCCACAGCGUCUGUGAGCGAGGGCGGGGGUCUGCAGGGAAUCAGCAUGAAGGACAGCGAUGAGGAAGACGAAGAGGACGAUUAGAACGCUUGGGCCUGGAGUCCACUAGGACAGAGUCUUGUAAUCAAUGCAUGUCCUUAGUCUGUUAGUUAACCCCAUUAUGGAAUUUUCUGUCAACUACCAUGCCAUGAGAUGUGUACUGAUACAACUGCCAUUUUAGCUACGUGGUACCGAGAUUAGCAAACGACCUUCGACUCUACGAUUUCCCGAAUCCAUGUCUAUAUGUUUACAAGCAAUAUGGAGCACCAUUCUUUAAAUACCGUUUAUGGAGAAUACAUAGUUCAGUUGCUAGGUGUAUCCCUGUUAUCAGCAGAGUUCAAUGAUGCUUUGUCAACGUGCUGUGUGAGCGUCGACAGUAAAUGGAUGUGAGGGCGAGUACGCCAGGUACUUUCUUUGUUUCCCAUAUGUGGAUGCCAGUUACUUAAAUAAGUACAAUAAAUGAAUUUAACUAAGACACAUAGAUCUGCUUUGUUUUUUGAAAAACAGAAGGCAAGUCUCCAGUAACCAACUUUCAGUUCUUUCUGUUCCCCUAAAACUGAAAAAUGAACCCUUGGUGUCCUUGUUAAGCCAUCCUUUUAUUUAUCCAGAUAGUUACCCAAAAAAGGAUGGCUACAUACCAAUGGAUUGAUCCUCCUCAUUGCCACGGCAAGGGCGAUCCUAUCAUAACAUCCAGCACAGUUCAGAGCGACUGUCUUCUAUCAAAGUUCAUCCUAUUAAACGUUACGUUUUGCUUUUAUGGUUCAAUAACCGUGUAUGUUAAAAAAAGAAAAGACCUGAAUAUUUAAAUUAUGACCCUAGACUAUAAAUGUGUUUAUAAUAAGACAUGGAUAUUUCCUUCAGUAGAUUGUAACCAUAAUUUAAAUUAUUUUGUUCCACACUUUUUUAUAUCUGUCAUGUACAUUGCAUUUUGAUCUGUAACUGCAUGACCCUGGGGUCCUCUGCAGAGCUCUUUCUUUCUGUGUAAAGUAGUAGAUCCAUCUUGCUUUUGCCUUAUAUAAAGCCUACAGUUAGGAAAGUGUGGAAAACUGUGGCUUCUCAAUAAAUAACUGUUCAAAUGUCCCAAGAA
This is a messenger RNA of Balaenoptera musculus (blue whale), 6594 nucleotides long. It is a transcript of the gene CADPS, whose product is annotated as calcium dependent secretion activator. Lineage: Eukaryota; Metazoa; Chordata; Mammalia; Artiodactyla; Balaenopteridae. The transcript has 33 exons. The record is from RefSeq and is a predicted model, not a curated record. Gene Ontology annotation, cellular component: glutamatergic synapse. Bases 1254 to 5552 code for a protein of 1432 amino acids. Gene Ontology annotation, biological process: dense core granule exocytosis; synaptic vesicle exocytosis; positive regulation of exocytosis.